AUGGCCCAGCAGGCAAGGCCUCAGAACGAGGUGCUACAGGCCACACGGCCAUAUGCAGCCCAACAGGAGGCACCACCUCAAGGGAUCCGGCUCAAAGACGUCCGGCGGAUGAUCGAAGACGGCCUAGCUCAGAGGCGGCCGGACAUGCCAAGAUAUACGAGGCCGUACUCGCCAGAAAUUGACUGGAUCCCCCUUCCCCGAAACUAUCGAUUGCCAGAGUUCAUGCUUUUUUCUGGGGAUGGGCAGACCUCGUCCAUUGAACACAUCGGCCGUUUCACGGCCCAGUGUGGAGAGGCCGAUUCGGACGCUCAGAGACUCCGACUUUUUGUUCAUUCGUUGACCGGCGCGGCAUUCUCAUGGUUUAUAAACCUUCCGCCGAACUCAAUAAGGGAUUGGUCUGAUAUGGAAAGGAGGGAGUUCGUCAAGAUGGCCGAGGAAGGAUUGGAAUUCGAAUACCGGAAGAAAUUCCAGGGGAUCGAAUUUCGGGACAUGCAUGACUUGACCAACAAGGUGGACAGAUAUGCGUCCUUAUUGAAAGAGGAGAUGCAGAAGAAGACGGCCUCAAAGGGAACCUACUAUAGGAAUCCCAUCAUCAGCUACGCCGAAGCAGACGGCUCCGCAGAGGCCGAGGGCGAUGAGGUCGAGAUGAGCUCGGCCGAAGUCAGCAUAGACAAACCCUUCGUUUGCAGAGGGCUUGCUAAAACUGACAAUAGCCUCACAAAGAUCCCCGACGCCAGUUUCCGGAGAAGGCGGCCAUGCAGGUCGACUUCAAGCCGUCCCCUCCACCUGUCGUGA
Molecule: messenger RNA, 795 nt
Organism: Prunus avium (sweet cherry)
Lineage: Eukaryota; Viridiplantae; Streptophyta; Magnoliopsida; Rosales; Rosaceae
Source: RefSeq, a predicted model, not a curated record